Molecule: messenger RNA, 2383 nt
Organism: Coccidioides immitis RS
Lineage: Eukaryota; Fungi; Ascomycota; Eurotiomycetes; Onygenales; Onygenaceae
Exons: 3
Coding region: 1-2310 (769 amino acids)
Biological process (GO): protein phosphorylation
Molecular function (GO): protein kinase activity; ATP binding
Source: RefSeq, a predicted model, not a curated record
AUGGCUUCUCUAUCGGAAGACGAUUGCAAGAUUAUUAACAACCAUCCCUUGAACAAUUCUCUCGACCAGUUACGAAGGUCACUUCUGGACGCGGAGCAUUUGUAUUCCUCUGUCAGUUCUCUUGACAGCACUGACGACAGACCUGAACACCUUUGCCAGAAGGCAGUAUCACGACUGCUCUCUGCCCUGCAGGGAGAAGAAGUAGCCUUCAAUCUUCGGUUGAGGAACAGUGGUCGUGACAUCGCGUCGGAAAUAGGGCUAAAGCUCAUCAUCCAAAAGGCAUCCGACUAUGACAUCUGGAGCGCCGUUCUCAAUCUCAUUACUGAACUCUCAAGAAUGACCCCAACCGCACCAGGCGUCCCUCCCACAUUUGACAGCACGCAGAUCGCGCAUACCUCUGCAUCACAGCAAGACAGUGAACAGACUCGACAGCUGGUCGAGGCAAGAGUCUUUGAAGAGAUCCGGGGCUGCACAUAUCAGGACAACUGGACGGAUCGUGCUCAGGAUGUCUACAAGUCAAUCAAGAACCAACACAUCAGCGGCAAAUGGACCAAACUUCUUCAGUCUACCCAGGACAACGUACAGAACUGGCUGUUUCAACUGCAGGAUGAACUGCUCUUGAAGGAGCAACGUCGCUACUACACGAUAAACAUACCAAAAGAACUUACCGGCGGCGAGGCCCGGCAGCAGGUCAAUCUAAUUGUCAAACGAAAGAGCGGAAAACCAUCAGAUACAGACCACGACUGGGGAGACAUCGAGGUGAUUGGCGAACUCAAGGCAUCUAACAAUGAUGGUGUCAAAAGGACGUUGGUGCAGCUCGCCCGAUAUGCGCGAGAUGUGCUUACCUGUCAGCCGACACGGCAGUACCUUCACGCAUUUACCAUCUGCGGGCCGUUCAUGACAGCAUGGGUCUUUGACCGUUCAGGAUGCUACAGCCCGGGUCCGUUCAAUAUCCAUGAGCAGCCAGAACGAUUCAUACAGGUGAUCGCUGGUUAUACAAUGAUGAAUGAGGAGGAUCUAGGUCUGGACACGUUUACAGAGCGGGACGGCAACCAUCGCUUCAUAUAUGUUGCGCAGGAGGGGACCGAGAUGAAGCUGCAGAUGAAACCACAGCCUCUCACCCGUCAACGGGCGAUUGUCUGCCGCGGAACAUCCUGCUAUCUCACAAAAGUCCCAUACUCUGAGGACUGGGAUCACAUCACCAAGUUUUCCUGGACCUCUGACAGACGGAAGCCUGAAGCGGAUCUCCUCAGAUUAGCCAACCAAAGAGAAGUCAAAGGCAUUGCCAGACUGGUCGGCCAUCAGUCUAUCACCAGUAUCAAGGAGAUGCGCUCAGGCAUGACAUUCAUAAAGCCGUACUCCUUCCAUGUUACACCCAGCGCCGUGUCGUCCUUCUCACAGUCCUUUUCUCAGCCACACAGUGUCCUCUCCGGAUCAUUCAGCAAGCACCAUGGCCUAACCAUCAUAGAGAGUUCCGCUGAGCAUCUGAAGAAGCGCAAGUCUGUCCAUGCUGGCCCGAAAUCAAAGCGAUCCAAGUCCAACAGCCAGCAAUCGAGCGCGCCACAGAAUGAGGUUACAUAUGAUGUCAAAGAAGCCCAAGGGGCCAGUCUGCUCGCUCCCAGCGACAGUGCAUACGAUAACCGCAUUUUUCGCUGUCUCGUCAUAUUCCCGGCUGGCCGGCCAAUCCAUAACUACAAGUCGCCUCUGGAACUCUUGGAAGCGCUUCGUGAUGCAGUCAAGGCACAUAGAUCACUAUACUCCAAAGGAAACAUCCUCCACCGGGAUAUCUCUGAGAACAACAUCAUCAUAACCGAUUCCAAGAAGACUGGCUUCGCGGGGAUGCUGAUUGACAUGGACCUUGCCAAGGAGCUCGGCACCGGGCGAAGCGGCGCGCGCUAUCGCACUGGCACCAUGGAGUUCAUGGCUAUUGAGGUGCUGCUCAACAUCGAUCAUACAUAUCGGCAUGAUCUCGAAUCAUUCUUCUAUGUACUUAUCUGGCAGUGCGCCCUUCGUGGCUGGGGUAAGGAGUGGCCGAAAAGGAGUCUUUUAACAAAUUGGUAUACUAAUAGCUAUCGAGGCAUUGCUACUGCAAAACUAGGUGUGGUCGGUGCCAAUGGUUUUGAGCUCAUUUUGGAGGAGUUUCCGCCCAAGUUUGAUAGUAUCAAGCCGCUUUGCAGAGAGUUGCGGGGAAUUUUAUUUCCCGUGCGCGAAAGCGACAUCUUUACAGGUACACCAAAGGAUCCAGAGAUUCUCUAUGGGCCGAUCAUCAAGGCUUUUGACAAGGCUAUUGACAAUAUCAAAGUGGGAUAGGCUACUGUGGCUUGUUUUGUAUGUACUUGCCUAGUUUUUAGAUACGCCGCGUACUUUGUUCCAUUAGUUAGUU